Emiliania huxleyi CCMP1516 is the source of this 639-nucleotide messenger RNA. RefSeq lists its product as hypothetical. NCBI's taxonomy places the organism in Eukaryota, Haptophyta, Isochrysidales, Noelaerhabdaceae. The record is from RefSeq and is a predicted model, not a curated record. The coding region runs from base 1 to 639 and encodes 212 amino acids. The transcript has 2 exons.
AUGGCGUUCAGGCGGCACUUCUCUCGCGUCGGCUCCGCCGAGCGCUGCACAGAGACCAUCUUCACUGACCACCAACGACAGGUGUGCGACUACGCGCUCGUCUACGCGGAGAAGAAGAACGACGGCGAAGCGCCGUACUCGGUCUCCUUCACCGCGACGCAGAGCGGCGACGUCAUCGUACAGCUGCACCCGCACUCGCAGCUCGAACGCGCUGGCCGCGGUGCCAGGGGCCGUGCCGAUGCUGGACCCCGUCUCGUUGACAAGAACGCGCUGUCCGCGCGCGGCAGCGGGCCCUCGCGCCAGUCGCGCUCGCCGUCGCCCGACUCUCCGCCCGCCAAGCGGGCCGCCUCCUCCGCUGACUCGUCCGGCUAUGAAACCGAUACGCCGGACGAGGUGCAGCAGGAGGCGGUCCGCAGGGUAUGCGGCGCGCUCGGCAUGAGGGAGCAGUUCGAGGCGGCGAUGGCGGCGGGCGAGCUGCUCGAGAUGCUCGAGAGCUUGCCGCGAGGGGCGGUCGAGGCCUCUGUCCGACAGAUGCGGGGUUACAACCGCACGGGCGAGUGGCCAGAGCCCAUUCUCACCAGCCCUACCCCGCAGCGCGGCCGCUCGCCAAGCCCCGUCGAUGAGUGGUCAGAUGGUUAG